Messenger RNA from Maudiozyma saulgeensis, 840 nucleotides. NCBI's taxonomy places the organism in Eukaryota, Fungi, Ascomycota, Saccharomycetes, Saccharomycetales, Saccharomycetaceae. The record is from the annotation of a GenBank genome assembly.
AUGUCUGGUUCACAUGCAGAAGAAGAACAAGCAGAAGAAGAUAUAUUAUUUAGUCGUUUUCUAACUCUUUCAGAGAAUAAUCCUAUUGAGACAAAUAAUGAAGAAAAUCAUCUUAGAGAUGAAAAUAGGAAUACACAUCCAGUAGUACGUGGAAAUAUUGAGUUUCGCCGUACCUUGGGAGAUAUAAUUAAUACAUUCGAAGUUGAAUUACAACGACAAGGUGAUACAACAAAUACAAUGCGUGGAGAUCAUAAUAUUAAUGAAACACCGACAUUUAUACCAAGAAGAUCAUAUUUUGCAUCAAUGGUACGUCAUUUAUUAGUAUUAGAUUAUUUUAUAAUGGUAAUAUUAUUCCCAUUUUCACUCUAUAAUAUAUUAAGAAGUGGAUUUAGUACGGUAACAUUAUCAGAAAAUGAUUUUAUUGCAGAAAUAAUGAUUUAUAUGAAAUAUUCAAAUGUUGUUAGUUAUCCAAUCGAAUUAAAUAAAAAAGUCUUAUUAGGUUAUAAUGAUGAUGGUGCAAUGGGGUUACUAGGUAAAUUUCAUAAUAUUAUUGUAUAUUAUAGUUCACCAAUUGGUAAGAAAAUAAUGAAUUUUGAAAUAAUUAAAAUUAGAAAUAUAAUGAUAUUAAUUUAUGAAAUUUUAGUUAAAUUAAAUGUUGUAUCAAUCUAUUUAAUUUAUGGAUUAAGUGGCACAACAUAUUUAGCAUUAUCGGGAUUUUUUUUCAUUUUUUGUCUUGCAUUAACUAUAAUACGUCGUUAUAGAAGUGUUCAAAGAUUAUUAGUUACAAAUUUAGUAUUAAUUCCACAUGAUAAUGAACAAGAAGAAUACGGUAAUUUAUAG